This is a messenger RNA of Trichosporon asahii var. asahii CBS 2479, 2109 nucleotides long. Its product is annotated as cytoplasm protein. The coding region runs from base 1 to 2109 and encodes 702 amino acids. The transcript has 4 exons. Gene Ontology annotation, biological process: ribosome-associated ubiquitin-dependent protein catabolic process; rescue of stalled cytosolic ribosome. Lineage: Eukaryota; Fungi; Basidiomycota; Tremellomycetes; Trichosporonales; Trichosporonaceae. The record is from RefSeq and is a predicted model, not a curated record. Gene Ontology annotation, cellular component: RQC complex.
AUGUCCAAGCGUCUGAACAAGAGACAGAUGCGCGAGCUCGAGGAGCUGCAGGCACUGAAGGCUGUUGAGUCGUCCACACCUCGCGGCGAGUCUGAGGGAGAGUCGGAGGACGAGGAGGAGGCCGCGCCCGCGUUCAACCCCUUCGCUGCUGGUGACGAGCCAGAACCGGAAGAGGAGGAGGAGGAGGAGGCGCCGGUAGCCGCGAAGAAGAAGCAGAACAAGAAGAAGAAAAACAAGAAGAAGAAGAAGGGCGGCGAGUCCGCUGCCUCGACGCCAGCGAAGACGGACGAGCUCGAGGGACUCGACGAGGUCGAUCGUGCGCUCGCCGAGCUGAAGCUGAAGUACGGCGAGGACGCUGCCCCCGCCCCCUCAGCGCCCGAGACGAGCGAGUCCCGGUCAGCUCUGAAAUUCCGCAACCUGCUCAGUGUGGACCCGAAAAACCUCGACGCGGACGCGGAGCUGCGACGUUUCUUUGGCUCCAAGGUCAUCGCAUCUGCGGACGCUGCGACGCCACGCCACCGCGGACACGCCCGCAUGCAGGCUGCGCUCAGCAAGAUGCGCUACACCCUCGCCAAGCCGAAGGCGACGUACCCGCCCCCGACGUCGCUGGCGGGGUUGAACAUGCACGAGAUGGCUGAUGAGGACGUGGCCGACCUCUACGACCGGAGAGGAUGGGAGCAGACCGACCCGGGAGAGAAGUGGUACACGUUUGAGCACUCGCCGGCGUGGCGAGAGAUCGAGCGGCAGUUCCUGGGCGCGCUGACGCCAGACCCGAACGAGCUCAUGGCCCUGCUGCAGGUCUACCCAUGGCACGUCGACACGCUCCUGCAAAUGUCCGAGGUGUACCGACUGCAGAACGACAUCGGUGCCGCGUCCGACUUUGCCGAGCGUGCGCUGUACGCGUUCGACCGCUGCCUCGUCCCGGGCUUCAACGUGCAGAGCGGCGCCUGCCGUCUCGACUUUGACUAUGUCGAGAACCGACCAAUGUUCACAGCCCUGCACCGCAUCAUCGGCUACCUCGGCCGCAGGGGAUGUUGGGCGACAGCCUUCUCGUUCGCCAAGGUGCUCUUCGCGCUCGACCCCGAGGGCGACCCGCACGGCGCGGCGCUGUGGCUCGACUUCCUGGCCGUGAAGAGCGGGAACGGGCAGUGGCUCCUCGACAUGCUGGCGCAGCGCGAGACGAGUCGUGCCGCAGCGCUCUGGCACGGGUAUCCGGGCAUGGGGUGGAACCGGGCGCUCGCUCUGCGGCAGAAGGAGACAGCAGAGAAGGACAAGGAGCACGCGGCGAGCACGGCCGCGCUCGUGCAGGCGAUGAAGACGUUCCCCGAGGUCAUCGUCCUGCUGGCGGACAAGAUCAAUGCGAACAUCCCCGCCGCCGCGCGCCAGAGCCCCCUCACGCACGUCGAGGCGGGAUACAGCGGCGAUCCCUCUGUCGUGAUCCACCUCCUGUCGCACAUCUACGUGGCGCGCAACGAGGCGCUGUGGAAGGAACCGGCCGUCCUGGCGUGGUUCGAGAAGACUGUUCGGGACAACAUUGAUUCCAUCGACGACGGCCCCGCACGCGCGGCGCGAGCGGAAGCACACGCCAUCGCGCAGACCCCGCGCGACCUCGGCGCAGACGGCGAGCUCGCCAUCCCCCUCAAUAUCUGCCGGCACGUGCUGUGCUCAGAGUCGACGAGCUGGCUCGGCUUCCUUCCGCCCAGUGUGACCUCGCGGCCAUUCCACGCAUACGACCCGCUGCCGCCAUCGAGUGCGCAAACGGCGUACGACGCGCAGUACUUUGACCCCGUUGCGCGUGUGCGUGGGGCCGGGUUCCGCGGCGCAGCGGGCGGACAGCAGGUCCAGACUGAGAUGCUGGCACGGUUCUUGGGCAUGGUGCGCGGCAUUGUGGGGCAGGAGCCGGGCCAGUGGCCGCAGCCCCUGCACGAGGCGUUCCAGCAGUUUGCAGGGCGCGCACCCGAGGACAUGCCUGUUGCUGAACGCGCGGCGCUCGUGAGGGAUCUGGUCAGGACGUGGGAGGAAAUCGUGGCUGGGUUCCAGAAUGGAGAAAUCGACUUCGGGGAUAUGGGCGAUACUGGGGGUGGUGACAUGCCGGGCGCUUUCCCGUAG